Molecule: messenger RNA, 657 nt
Organism: Thermothelomyces thermophilus ATCC 42464
Lineage: Eukaryota; Fungi; Ascomycota; Sordariomycetes; Sordariales; Chaetomiaceae
Exons: 3
Coding region: 193-537 (114 amino acids)
Biological process (GO): vacuolar proton-transporting V-type ATPase complex assembly
Cellular component (GO): endoplasmic reticulum membrane
Source: RefSeq, a predicted model, not a curated record
UCUGUGUGCAUCAGCAACCCUGCGCACUGUCAACCCAAUCAAAGCCAGAUUGAUUCCGCCGAGAACGAUUCGUUGUUGUCCCGCUUGAUCGAAACAGGAUCUCUUUGUCGCACUUGCCCACUCUCGCACAUCAGUUUUGAAACCUUCUCUUCCACACUCACCUCGCCUUGAACUUCAGAUACCCAUCUCAUCAUGGCCACCCGCAGGAUCAUCUCCCACGAGAAGACCAUCCUCGAGAAAGAUGACUCUAUCGGCUCGAGUCCGGCAGCAAAUGAGAAGUCCAACAUUGCGCCCGCUGUCCCUACGUCUGUCAUCAUGAAACUCCUUGCCUUCACCUUAGGCAUGAUCGUGAUUCCCAUCGGGUCAUACUACGUCACAGUAGACACUCUGUUCAGAGGCAACUCUACUUACGCCGGCGCUCUCGCGGCUAUCAUGGCGAACGUAGUUCUCAUUGGUUACAUAUUCGCCGCCAUGGCCGAGGACCAGUCGGAGCAGCAGGGGGGAGCAGCAGCAAAGGAAGGGAAGAAGGACCGGUAAAUAAGCUUAUACUCUUUCAUGCUUUGUUUCUCAACACAUGGUGCGCAAAGGGGGAGAAGCAACUUUGUAUAUGAGUAGGUAUGCCAUGCGCUCUCAAUAUGUAAUGAUUAGACGCUUCCG